GGAACAUUACCAGGAUCUCAUAAGGCAGUGUCAAACAAUGCAUUCAAGCAUUGGAACUGGGUCACUUGCCUAUCCUAUAGGAUCCAAGGUUAUGGAUAUGAGGUCAUCCUCCAAAGAUGAAAGGCAAACGGAAACCAUUGUCAAAAGUAGACAAUCUUCCAUUGAUAGUACUGAUAACAUAGAAAAUUCUUGUGACUUGAGCAACAAUUGUACAGACAUGUCACUUGCUGGCCAAAGGGAAAUUUCUAGUGAUCCCACUGAUCUUGUCACCUUGAGGGUGAGUACUGAUGUGCAGCACGUGACUAUUCUUCUUUUAUGCCUACCCCUGGACACAGCAGCAGUUCCCCUAAAUGGAGAAGAUGAGAAUGACUUUGUUCCACAUGAGGAUGAGAUUGUUGAUGUGGUGAGAACAGAUAGUCAUCUUGAAGUCUACAAGGCCACAAGAAAUCUAGCAAGGAUGUCUGAUAUUCUUGCUGUCUAUGCAUGGGUUGAUCCUGCAACUGGUAUGAGUGACUUGCUGUCUUCCUUUGCUGUGCUCUUUGAGGAUAAUGCAGAUGCAUUUUGGUGCUUUGAGAUGCUCAUAAGGAGACUGCGCAAGAAUUUUCAGAUGGAAGGGCGAAGUCAAGUGAUGAAGCAGUUGCAAGCAUUCUGGCAUAUCUUGGAACUUACGGAUGGGGAAAUGUUUGCACACUUGUCAAAUAUUGGUGCUGAAAGUCUCCAUUUUGCAUUCCCAAUGCUGCUGGUUCUAUUUUGAUGAGGGCUAUCUUUUAACAAGGCUCUUUUGUAUGUUGGAGAUGAUGUGGGGCACUGACUUUGAUUAAUUCUUGGCUUACAAUUUAGAGGAGAACUGUCUGGAGGUAUUAAUCGUAGAGCUCCCAAGGGACUCUGGAUCAGAAAUCAAAGAGGAAGACACAGAAUAUGGAAAUGGUAGUUUAAAGGGCACCUUACAGUCAAACCAAGAAACUGAGGAGCAUUCAACACCCGAUAAUGAUGGAAUAAAAUCAGCAUCCACUCAUCACUUUUGUGGCUUGACAAAGAGUUCUUGGUCUAAAAUUGAACACCUACAAACAUGCGGUAUUAUCUCAACUUGGAAUGGAGAUGAUGAGCUACCUGUCUUUUGUGUGGAAGCAGUUCCUAUCAUGAACCGCCAUAAGAUUGUCAAGGAAACCCAUUCAAUUGAUGACAUGAUAAAGAUUUUCAAUGAUAAGCUACUGAAGAUACAUGUCAGAAGAUGCAUACGAACAGCAAUCAAAAUCCAGAAAAAAUAAUUUUACAAGCUAAUCAAGAGGCAGAGCUCUACAGCUCCUUAUUUAGAGUAGGUCCAUGCCAUUUCCUGCCUAUUCUGGUGGAAAUAUUAGAGCGUGGCAGUCUGAGCACUAUUAUGUGGAGCCUAGAAUCCCUACUGUGGACAUGGCAGGAGAAAAUUUGGUUACCCUUAGAUAUUUCAUGAUUGAGGAUUAGAAAGCAGAAAUUUUCUGUUGAAAGAUUCAUCCAAUAUUUGCACCUAUGUUACUCAUUCAAAUCUAUUAUGAGUCACUGGAAAGAUCAGGAAGAAGAUUUGAAUUCUUGUGGUGCAGCUAGGACUGAACCAAGCAUGAUCUGCUACUUUUCCUUUUGUAAGUUACCAUUCUUGUAUAUCUAUAUAACAAAUUAUUUGCGUUAAAAUUUGUUAAAUCUUAUCUUGCGUAUUGAAUCUACAGAAAGAAAAACUAAAAUUUGCAUUUAAUAGUUAGGUGUAGAGAUUCUGGCUAGAGAUCCUUUAGGAGAUAUCUCCUAGGAGCUUCAGCUUUUGGACACUAUUCAUGUCUCAUGAAUUUAAAUUUCCCUCUUAAAAACUUACACUUUUAAAUAUUUUUUUAACUUCAAAAAGCUCUUAAACAGUAAAAGUUCAAAAGCUUCAAAUCUAAACUUUUCAUAAACUCCCUUUCUACUUACUUUUCACUCCCUUUUUCACCUUCCUAAAAGCUAAAGCUCUAUUUUCCCUCCAAUAAAAAUUUAAACUUAUC
Rubroshorea leprosula is the source of this 2006-nucleotide messenger RNA. Lineage: Eukaryota; Viridiplantae; Streptophyta; Magnoliopsida; Malvales; Dipterocarpaceae. The record is from the annotation of a GenBank genome assembly.